AUGGGCGGUGGUGAUCUGAACUUGAAAAAGUCAUGGCAUCCAGGAACAUUCCGCAAUCAAGAGAAUGUAUGGAAGAGAGAACAAGCUGCUUUAGAAGAAAAAAAGAAACUAGACCAGCUUCGUAAAGAAAAGGCCGAGGAAAGAGCAAGGGAAGAACUACAAGCUCUCAAUAAUGGUCGCAUCAAGAAAUCUGAUACUCGGCUAGAAUGGAUGUAUACUGUUGGUCCUGGAGCAGUGUCAGGAGAUAUCAGUGAAGACAAGGAAGCAUUUCUACUUGGUAAAAAAAGAGCAGAUAAGCUAGUCGAGCAAGGUACCAAAGUAUCCGAUAUGUCUACUGCGGCUACAUUUACAAAAACCAACUCAACCUUGUACGGAAUGACUGCCAACUCUGUUAGAGAUCUGCAAGCAAAAAUCCGAGAUGAUCCACUAUUAGCUAUUAAACGACGUGAGCAAGCAUCUGUUCAGGCUGUUUUGAAUAAUCCAAUUCGUCUGAAACAAUUGACCGAAAUGAAAAACAAGGAAAAAAAGUCUAAAAAGGAAAAGAAAAGCAAGGAUCGUCAUGGUAGAAAUGCGUCUCCUUCACCACCUCGCCAUAGGCAUAAGCGUUCCAGUGAUGCAUCGAGUCCUCGAGAGUCAAUAGCAGUUUCUUUAAGCCGUGAAAAAGAACGCUCAUUUGUUCCACUGGAAGAAAAACACUCGAGACAUUCCAGAUCUCCUAAGCGUAGUCAUGUGGAUAGACAGAGUAGAUCUGAUCGUCAUUAUAGUCCUUCAUCUCGAGUACAGAAACCAUUGCAUCAUAGUGAUCGAUAUGAACAAAGCAGCCGUAGACAUAAUAAUGAGAGUAGAUACACUUCCCGGGACAGUCGAUCGCGAUCACCUAGAGAUGGGCAUAAUACUAGACACCACGAUUCGGAUGCUCCUCGUACAUCUGUAUCUCGCCAUACAAAAGACACAUCAUCUAGCUCACGAUACAGAUCUCCACCAAAAGACCGAUACAACGAUUCACCCAAAGACUACGCCAAAGCCAAGACACAUUCAUCAAAUGCAUCGCAUCGAGCAUCUCAUGGUGAGUUGACUACCGCACCGUUAGAGUCGGCUGUAAAUGGAGAUUACGAAUCCCAUAAAAAACGACAGGAAGAAGAUCGUAUACGCAGGUUAGAAGCGAUGCAGGGAAAUGCGAAAAGGUUAAUACAAGAGCGAGAAGAAAGAAUCAAGACGGCACGGAUUCAAGAUGCUGCAGAACAAGCAGCCGAGGAAGAUGCUCGACGAAAACGGUCGAGGGUUAGUGGAUCCCUUACAGCUGAAGCUAGUUUCGAAGCAGACAUGCAUCUCCAGGCAUAUGUGACUUCAGGGGCGACUGCGGCAGACAUGAUUCAACGCAAUCGAGCAUUUGCUGAACGCUCUGUUGUCGAGCAUUGAAUAAAACUUGAUGUAUAUCAGCCAAA
Messenger RNA from Batrachochytrium dendrobatidis JAM81, 1445 nucleotides. RefSeq names its product U2-type spliceosomal complex subunit CWC25. The transcript is spliced from 4 exons. Gene Ontology annotation, cellular component: U2-type spliceosomal complex. Lineage: Eukaryota; Fungi; Chytridiomycota; Chytridiomycetes; Rhizophydiales. The record is from RefSeq and is a predicted model, not a curated record. Gene Ontology annotation, biological process: mRNA splicing, via spliceosome. The coding region runs from base 1 to 1419 and encodes 472 amino acids.